This is a messenger RNA of Carcharodon carcharias (great white shark), 5598 nucleotides long. RefSeq names its product solute carrier family 41 member 1-like. Bases 514 to 2097 code for a protein of 527 amino acids. Gene Ontology annotation, biological process: monoatomic cation transport. Gene Ontology annotation, molecular function: monoatomic cation transmembrane transporter activity. The transcript has 11 exons. The record is from RefSeq and is a predicted model, not a curated record. Lineage: Eukaryota; Metazoa; Chordata; Chondrichthyes; Lamniformes; Lamnidae. Gene Ontology annotation, cellular component: plasma membrane.
GUGGGGGGGAGGCCUUGUUACCGAGCGGCUGACGGAACUGACUCAAACCGCCGGUUAAUGAGUGACGGCCGGACAGCGCCUCACAUCCUCCACCAGGAGCGAGCUUGUCGCCGUUUCCCGCGUCAGAUUUGACUCAGAGACACCUCGGAAAGAGCCCUUCGCCCUCACGGUUCCUGUUAUUACACUGGAAGAUAUAUAUCUAUGUCUAUCUAUCUAGAUAUUUUUGUUUUUUUGCCGCGUUUGAAAAAGGUGCCACAUUUCCAUCCUGGAGCUGGUCUUGUGGAUUGAAUUCUGACGAAAAUGCAGUUCUGCCAAUUCCAUCUCGGAACUUAGAGGCUGAAAAGGAUCUUUAUAACCCAAAUCUUAGUUUGCAAACAAAAAAAAACUACCUUUUAAUUUUGAGGGGAGGGCAGAAGGGGAACAAACAUUUAAAAUCUUUUAAUAUUUGAAACAGAUCAAGAGGAAAGAAAAUGAGGAGACGUAUUAUGAUAUCCCAAAGAUUGUGAAUACGCAAUGUCUAACUCCAUGGAACAGAAAGAUCUUGGCCCACUUUACCAUGCCAAUGGAAAUGUCUAUCCUGUCGUUGGCAGCUCUGAUGAAUUUGCCAUUUCUAUAACUCCUAGUUCCUCCAAGGAGCUGGUGGAGACAGAGAGUUCAGACUGUUUAACAGAGGUGAGAGAGCAGGGCGAAAGUGUGGAGGCUGUAGUGAGAGACUCCCGUGCCAAUGCCAAGGGUUUGAGGGAGGAAGAUGCCCUCCUGGAGAAUGGCAGUCAGAGUAUGGACAGCGAUGAUACCAGCAGCACCCCAAGUCGGGCUCACGAUUCCCUCAAAGAGACCUCUUUCUCUAUAGGACUGCAGGUUGUGUUCCCUUUCCUGCUGGCAGGCUUUGGAACAGUGGCAGCUGGGAUGGUCUUGGAUAUUGUACAGCACUGGAAUGUGUUUAAAGAGGUGACGGAGGUUUUCAUUCUCGUGCCUGCUUUGCUUGGCCUCAAGGGCAACUUAGAAAUGACUCUCGCCUCCAGACUCUCUACUGCGGCCAACAUUGGCCAAAUGGAUUCAGCUGCGGAGCAAUGGAAGAUGAUCACAGGAAAUCUGGCUCUAAUUCAGGUCCAGGCCACUGUGGUUGGUUUCCUGGCAUCUGUGGCUGCUGUAGUGUUUGGUUGGAUUCCUGAGGGCCACUUCCAACUGGAUCAUGCUGUCCUCCUAUGUGCCAGCAGCAUGGCGACAGCAUUUAUAGCUUCCCUCAUAUUGGGGGUAAUCAUGGUCGGUGUAAUUAUUGGCUCAAGGAAGAUAGGUAUAAACCCUGAUAAUGUGGCCACACCCAUUGCUGCUAGCCUUGGGGACCUUAUCACCUUGGCACUGCUGUCUGGAAUCAGCUGGGGUCUCUAUAUACAGCUACAGGCACAUCCUUAUAUCAACCCACUAGUGUGCGCUUUCUUUGUGGCUUUGACUCCUCUCUGGAUCAUCAUAUCAAAAAAGAACCCAGCCACAAGAGAGGUCUUGUACUCUGGCUGGGAGCCUGUUAUUAUUGCCAUGACCAUUAGCAGCGUUGGUGGACUGAUUUUAGAUAAAACGGUAUCUGAUCCAAACUUCGCAGGGAUCGCUGUUUUCACUCCUGUUAUCAAUGGUGUUGGCGGCAACCUAGUAGCUGUACAGGCCAGUAGAAUUUCUACCUUCCUCCAUCUCUCCAGUAUGCCUGGUGCAGCGCCAGAAAACGUGCACAAGACCUGCCCGAGCCCUUGUCGCACAUUCUGUAGUUCAGAUUUGAAUUCAAGAUCAGCUCGGGUCUUGUUCUUUCUAGUUGUCCCUGGACACCUAGUCUUUCUGUACACCAUUAACUCCAUGCAAGGGGGACACACAACACUAACACCAAUAUUUAUAGCAUUCUACAUGAUGGCUGCUUUAUUACAAGUGCUAAUUCUGCUCUACGUUGCUGAUUGGAUGAUUCAUUGGAUGUGGGGGCGUGGCAUGGAUCCAGAUAAUUUUUCAAUCCCUUAUCUGACGGCAUUGGGCGACCUGCUGGGGACAGGGUUCCUGGCACUCAGCUUCCACAUUCUCUGGCUGAUUGGCGAUCGAGACACGGAUGUUGGUGACUAAAAUGAAGGUUCCUCAUAAAAUGGGGAGUAAAAAUCAUCAAGUGCAAUUCAAUGAAGGUGACUUUAAUGAAACUUUACACAAUGGAGACUGUGUUUCAUAUGCAACCCAUGUGCAGCAACCAGUGGAGAUAUCUGCAUGGACUACAAAUACUGCUUGAUCAGGAGAGGUCUCAAUGGAAUCCCCAACUGUGUGUUAAAACUGGAUUCUGCAGCAGGGUAACACAUGGUAAACUGGACACCUGACUUCGGAACUGAAAGCUGCUAAUUUGAGUUAAAGGUGGUUAAUUUUUUUUUGUACUAGGUGCAACCUGUUCUCUGGACUUUGAGAACUGUAUAUUUUGUUUUCCUUCAAUGCAAAGAACAAUCUUCCUGAGGCAUCCUGUUCCCUCAGUUGAUCGUCUAUGAGGGGGUAUUCUGGAAUAGCAGGGUGGGAUGUAUAUUUUACACUUUUUUUUAAAAAGGAGACAAUUAUGAAUUCACUGAGCAUGGUCAGUGUUGCGGUUGCAAAUAUGCUUCAUCUACAUUGCUGGAUGUGGAAGAAGAAUCUAUUAUGUAUCUAGCUUAUUUAUUUAUAUAUAAUAUAUAUAAUAUAAUAUAAAAUAUAUAACAUAUGUUAUAUACAAUAUAGUAUAUUAUAUAUAAACUAUAUAUAAUAUAUGUUGUGUAUAUGUAUAUAUACAUUUUCAUUGCCUGUUCAUUAGAAGGUGCCAGAUCUGAAGUAGGCAAUGCUCACAAUCAUGUCUGUGCUCCUAAUGAAUUAUUUACCUCAAAUCCACAUCUGACCAGCUGUCCAACAUGGGCCCGAUGUUGGGUUAGAUGGAGAAGCUCCCCCUGAAUGCUUAUAACCGCUUUUGUUUCACCUGAUCCCGAACCCCUCUUGAAAGGCAGCCAACCCAUCGAUGCUAAAGCAGAAAGUAACCAGCUGGUUAAUCCAAGCCAGGGCUUUGGGCACAGAAAGUGGGCCCAACUCAAAUUAUUGGUUGAGCCCUGUGUUAGGUAUUGUACAGUUGCAAAACGGUUUGAUUUCUUUUGUCAUUAAGAUAAUUGUCAUUAAGAUAAUCCUUGGGCUGGACUCUAGGCUCUGGUCUAGAAUUUUAGGAUAGGGUGUUUCAUUUUGUAUUGUGAAAUUAUUUUGAACAUUAUAGCAUUCAACCAAUGUGCCAGCAAAAUGUUAACGUGCCUAUUUGUCUGGAGCCAGAAUUAUCAUGACUGCCUGCCGCUGGAAGAAAAUUGUGCUGUUCUCACAGUAGUUGUUUUUGAUGAGUGGCAGCUUAUGUCGUACAACUUGAUCUAAAUUAAAUUAUUUAAUUUCUCGUGCACAAGAGUUCACAGUUGGCCUAAGAGGCCCUUGAUUUUAAACAAAAAAAAUUAAUGGUAUUCCAGCCAUAUCAUUGACUCAACAAACUAAUGCCUAACUGUCUUGGACCUAUCUAUGACCCAUUGUCUCCUAGCCUUUUGAGGUGUUUCUGAAUCAGACUAAUUUAAAAUCUGACAAAACAUUGCAAUCAUUCAGCGGGCCAAGUCCUUUGCAAUAGACAUGUUGGUCACAUGACCAAAAUUGUACCGCAAAAUUACUGUUGCCUUCAACAGGAGCUGCAGUUCUCAAUUAAAUAUACCAUGAUUUGUUGACUGCACAGUGAUCCAGUAGUGCAGCUAAUUUUAGUAAAUCCAAAUAAAAUUCUGUGCAUCUCAGUCUCUGCUAUACCAUCAUUGUUUAAGGGAUCUGUCCUGGAGAAUCUAUAAUCCAUCCCUUUUUUUAAAAAAUAUUGCACUUUUUCCUUGUAGCUAGUAAAGAUUAUUAUAAACGGGAUUUAUCAUGUUGUGGAAAGAUGAGAAUAGCCCAUGGAGUUUCAAACGUACAAGUUAUACAACUUUUCCCCACUUUCUUAUCCUAAAUGAUUUAAUGUUGUUUAUCAACCUUUGCUUCAAUACUUUGGACGAGAUAGUAGAAUGGUUUAGCAUUGAUAUCUCCAGUGACCCCAUCAGUUUUUGUCCUCGAUUGAUGUGGACUUGAAUUAUGUGGAGAGUGAUUUAUUUUUUCCCCCCUUUAGCUAUUUUUGCUGCUAGAGUCUCCUGAUGAAUCUGAAACCAGAAGACUACUUCCGAAAUGUUUUGACUUUAAGCAGCUUAAGCUCUUAAAGACAUGAAAAGCUUGAUCCAAAAUCACAUGAAGAUUUCUGUGUAAUUAUUUCCAAAGUGUCCUCACUUUUUAAUAAGUGACAGCAAUUCCUAUUAAAAGUAAUUCAAGUUUUGUAAAUCAUUGAGCAAUUUCAGAUGUCACUGAAAUCUUCACUGUGAAUAGCCCUUAUUGAUGUGUGUAUGCACAUACAGGUUAUCCUCAUAAGCUGGAGCGCCCUGUGCACCAUGUUGGUAUAAACGGGGUCACAGAACAGCGUGUACCUCAUCUAAUUGACCCAAGGUUACCCCAACCUUCCUGGUAAGCUCAGUGCAUUCAGUUGUUGAAAGUACCUUUGGGUGACGACCCGACUGCAGCUCAUCUUUGUAGAGAUGACUCUUCAUUUCUGCCGCACACAAGGUUAUGGACCAUAAGAAUAUACCAUGUCCACCCAGUAAUUAGUUCAUAUUAUUCCCAGUUCCUGUUUGACCUAGAUAGCUUGUUUUUGGGGGAUUAAAAAAUGGAUCCAAUAUAUCAAAUCAUAAUUCUCUUCCCAUUUUCUGGGAGGGAAAAAAAACUAUAUUGAAAAAUUCAAAUGUUUCACUUUGGUAUUUCUAAGAUUAUAAGAAGCAUACUCCUGGGCAGCUCCUUCCCCAUCAAGUAAAUGUAUUGAGAAGCACUCAGUGCAGAAUAUAAGUAUUUUAACAACAGUUAUUAAAUCUUUCUGGAAGAAUUGAAUUGAGAUGAAUGAUUGCACACACUAUAUGAAAUUAUCAAAUGAAGGGUUUAAUUAUUUAAUUUGCAAGGCCAGAAUAUAUUUUAAAAUUGUUUUAGGCUCGCCUUGGCUUUUUGACAGCUAUAUUAAAAGAGAGAGAAAAUUGCCAACUUGUGAUUCUUCUGUUCAUUUGGUGACUGCUGAUUAAUCCGGAAUGAAGAAAAUCGGGACAACUGCGCUGAAUCUGCAAGUUCGCCAUUGUUGAAAUUCUCAAAUAGAAAAUAUAUUCAAUGCAGUUAUUGAGUAGGUUUUAAGACUAACUCCCCUCACAGAAAAACGUCACAAUUCAUUAUCGAUGCUUUAACUGAAGAGUUUGUCUGUGUUGCGCUUUUCUUUCGUCCGUGCACUUGUUACUUUUUUCAAUGAAAUGUAAUCUGUAAAAUGUGUGGCCAAAUCACAAUGUUUGUACCAAGAGCAAACUGCAUUUGUUUGUCCUAACUUCAUUCUUGCACUGUGAAUGGAAUUUCUUCCAGAUCCAGCUCUGUUGUGCUCAGUGUUCUGAUCCAGUUUCCUGCACAGUAUGUCCAAAAUUAAUAUUUAUAUUCUAAUUUGCCAAGAUGUUGUGAACGUUUUGGGAGUCUAUUUGAUAAAAUAAAAUGUCAUACAAUGAU